Messenger RNA from Thrips palmi, 2468 nucleotides. Its product is annotated as elongation of very long chain fatty acids protein AAEL008004-like. Gene Ontology annotation, biological process: sphingolipid biosynthetic process; fatty acid elongation, monounsaturated fatty acid; fatty acid elongation, polyunsaturated fatty acid. Gene Ontology annotation, molecular function: fatty acid elongase activity. The record is from RefSeq and is a predicted model, not a curated record. Gene Ontology annotation, cellular component: endoplasmic reticulum membrane. Lineage: Eukaryota; Metazoa; Arthropoda; Insecta; Thysanoptera; Thripidae. Bases 250 to 1230 code for a protein of 326 amino acids. The transcript is spliced from 8 exons.
GCGUCCCGAUGCAUAGAGUGGCCCUGAAUCGCUGCGUGCCGCGUCGCUACGUGUCAUUUCGACUCAUUUCGCUCGGCCGGCAAGUCGAGCCGGUGUCGAGGCUGCCGAGACAGACUGUGCCCCCAGUGCCCCCAAGUGCCGCGCCGCCGCGCCCGUCGCGCUCCAGCCAGUGUGGGACUUAGUCUGCAGUGAACGCCCGCGGGCCACCCGUCGACCAGCUCCAGCGAAAAAGGCAUUGCAGGCAGCACCAUGGCCAGCCUAGUGGUGAGCCUCAUAGACGGCUACCAUGACCUCAUGGACAACAAGGGCGACCCGCGCGUCAAGGACUGGCUCCUCAUGUCGUCGCCCUUCCCCACGCUCUUCAUCUGCCUCACCUACGUGUACUGCGUCAAGUCGCUGGGCCCGCGGCUCAUGGCGAACCGGAAGCCCUUCGACUUGCGCAACGUCCUCAUCGCCUACAACGCCUUCCAGGUCGCCUUCUCCGCCUGGCUAUUUUACGAGGCCUGCGCCGGCGGCUGGCUCGCCGGGUACAGCCUGCGGUGCGAGCCCGUGGACUACUCCACCACCCCCAAGGCCAUGCGAGUGACGGCCGGCUGCUGGUGGUACUACAUCUCCAAGUUCACCGAGUUCUUCGACACGAUCUUCUUCGUGCUCCGGAAGAAGGACAAGCACAUCUCCAAGCUGCACGUCAUCCACCACGGCAUCAUGCCCAUGAGCGUCUGGUUCGGCGUCAAGUUCUUCGCUGGCGGCCACGGCACCUUCUUCGGGCUGCUCAACACGUUCGUGCACAUCGUCAUGUACUCGUACUACCUGCUGGCGGCCCUCGGCCCCCAGGUGCAGAAGUACCUCUGGUGGAAGCGGUACAUCACCGUGCUGCAGAUGGUCCAGUUCGUGCUCGUCAUGAUCCACUCCUUCCAGCUUCUGUUCAUCGAGUGCGACUACCCCAAGGCGUUCUGUGGCUGGAUCGGCAUGCACGCCGUCAUGUUCUACUUCCUCUUCUCCGACUACUACAAGCAGGAGUACCUCAAGAAGGAGGCGCGACGAAAGGCCGUCAACGACAAGAAGGCCGAGGACGAGGCCCUGAAGGCCGCCGCCGAGGCCCAGCUCUCGGACGGCGCCACGGGCAACGGGCUCUACCAGGACCCCGGCAAGCUGAUGCAGGCCUCGUACGUGGACCCCAACGCCCCGGACAACGCGCUGCGGCAGCGGGCCUUCGUCACCUCGCGCUGAGGGCCUGCCGGCACUGCCAGCACUGCUGCAGCACUGCCAGCACGCAGUAUGAGAAGUUCGUCCCGUGCUGCGGGUGAACCCCGCCCCGCCCCGCACGCCCCGCCCGCGCGGCGUGCGCCUGCGGUUCAAGCUGUGAUCGCUCACUCGGUGGCGGCGCACUGUGACCUGGUGCAAACGAGACAGUGACGGGGACAGAAUGUGUGUGUGUGAGUGAGAGGCCGAGUGAAUGUGUGAGUGAGUGAGUGCCAAGGAGCCCCGUCGUUACACUGCCGCUGUCCUGCGGUUCCUGCGGGUCCUGCGCCGCCCGCCCGACGCGCCCAUUAUUGUUAGUGUAUUGUUAUGUAUUGUAAUGUAUUGUCAUAAUCCCUGAGGACCUGGCGUCCUGCCCGCAGUGAGUCUGCGCUUUAAGACUUUAGUGUAAUACGCAUCGCUCAACAAGCACCCCAUGAUCGUAGUCUAUAUUGUCAUUGUCAUACCUUCGGCGUGCAAGAGCCGUCAUCACCCAUUGCCCGACGCCCUGCCGCCCUGCCGCCCUGCCCCAAGCAGCCCCAGACUUCCAGUUUUGUGAAAAGGAAGACAACCGACUAAAAUUGAGACUACUGACGUCGAAUCGACUUGGAGUUGACCUGUACUGGCCCCUAAAUUCGACUUGUUUUUGGCCUUCAUCGUCGAAUUGAAGUCGGUUGGACACAUCGGUUUUCACUUCGGAAACGAGGCAACCGUGACGAUUUUCUAGUCCGGGAGCAGUUGAUUCCUGCAUUGAAUUCUCAUUCUGGGUGUGCAGCCAUUUCAUGUGACUCAGUAUUCACAAGUCGCAAAUGAUUGCCUAUAUUUCCUUAAAGGCCAUGAUCCUGAACGUCGCAAUAAGAGCGCCUGCCAAAACGGUUGUGUAUACGUAUGUCGCUCCUACGCGACCUCAACGCUUCCAUCGAGUUUAUUCUUUUGUAUCCAUCAAGCUGUACUUAAUUAAUUUAUUUUUACUUGCGUAUUUUAACUUAGGUUUUCCUUUUUUGAGGUAGGUGAAGAUAGAAGUGGAAGUUGUCAAGGAGAGAAAUUGCCAACGGUAAUAGCUAAUGCUGUGAUUUCUCUGCCAGUAGAUGUGUCCUGUCGAUCUUUCAAAAAAAUGCAUAAGAUUUAUGGUGGCAUUUUCACAAAAUAUGCUCACCAUUUUAACUUGUUAUUAAACAACUGUAAUUUGUUAGGAAAGAGAAAUGUACAAUAAAUAAGCUUAUGUCUGA